ACCAAAGAGUCUAGUGGGAAAACUCUGAAUUCUUUUUAUCAGACUCUUAGGGUAGGGCUUUGUUUGUGUAGAAUUUUAUUAAACUGUGAACAAUGAAUAGUUGUUUAAUAUGUUUUUGAUUUGUCGUACAAAAAAUUCUAUAGAAUAGUUAAAAUAAAUUAUAAAUAAAAUUAGAUAAAUAAUUAGUGACCUUGAGCGUAAGCAAUACAGCUGUCAAAUAACCUAACCAAGAUUUUUGUAAAAUAAAGAUGAAUACAAGUUUCUUUUGUGAACAUUUAGUAUAUUUAACGUAGAUAUAGAUAAUUUGUUGCAAUGGAUGAAGCCGUCACGCAUUAUAUAAAUUCCCACCCAGCUGAUGAGGCAGUGCAUGUGGAUGGAAAUGCUUUGGCACUCGCAUUGGUACAGGAUGACGGUGGCAGCAGGGUGUCCAUCAUGCAUUCUCAAUCCUACUCCUCGUCGCUCUGCAGCAGGCAGGUUACUCUGUCUGAUCAAGUGGGAGAUGGUCAGUGGAGUGAGGAGCUGGUGGAUCCAGAUGGCAGGAUUGGAAGGCUGGCUGCUCUCAUGGCUCAUUUCCAGGCCCAGCAAUCUAAGGGGCCACCACAGCUACACCAUAAGGUACAGGCAGUGAGAGGCGAUGUGGAUACGUCUAUCAUGCUUGAUAACUCCAUAAGGCUAUUCCAUGGCCAACCUAUGGAUCACUCUCCAGACCCAAUGGUAGUGGAAGUUCCUCACUUGCCUCCGCUGCCACCCCUGCAGGAGAUGAAGCGGUGCCAGGAUAACGACUGGUUCAAUAAUAAGGCCAAAUCAUCACUUAAAGAUGAUUCAUCGAUGAUAGAUUCCGAUGGGCCGGUGUUAGAGUUAGGGGCGGGCGCAUCACCUGGUCAUCACAAACACCAGAACAAGAAAAGUCUUCCACAUAAAAAGAGAAUUUCUAGGAAACUGAAGAAAAAUAAUGGCAACUGCACGCCCCAGCAGGAUCUGGUGGUCAUCAGCUGCACAGACGUGGAAGGUCGCAUUAGUUGCGUGGAUCACAGCCAGGAACAAGAGAUACUGCCCGACACCUUCGUGCCACAGGAUCAUAUCCCGGAGGAAACUCAUCAUAUUACGCAUGAGGUUCGUCCGAUAUUUAUCUGCCAGCUGUGUGGCGAGUUCUACGGCGAGGAGCAACUGAAGUUCUACCAACAUCUGAAGCAGCACUAUGAACCCCACAUCAUUAUUGAGAACCCAGUACCUGAUCUAGGAAUUGAUAAGAUAACAAACUCGUGCAUCGUAGACAACGUGACCACUAUCCCUGACUCCAUAGUAGAACUAUCUCUAGAAAAUUCUAUACCAAAAACUAUGUACCAGCCCAUGGACAAACAAGUGCUGUACACGACAAGCGAUAAGACGUUCACGUACAGUAACAAUAAGGUACAAUAUUCUAUGGCAAGUAUGGACAAGGAUCAGCCGAGCGUGGUACAAGAAGUUGAGAAAGCAGAUUUGUAUGAAACUUUGGAUAAACUAGACCUGUACACUUGUGGGAAGUGUAACAAGGCGUUCAGGAAACAGAAACAGUGUGAAGCGCACAUUAAGGAGGCACAUUCUAAUAUGAAGGAUAGUAAAACCAAUUCCUCAACCCUUGCUCCUCAGUUGGAGGACAUGGGUGAGUUCAGUGAGCCGGAGGACUUGAUGGAAGGAAUCCACGUGGCCGUGGAGGAACACAACGAGCACUACGACCACCCACUCCUGCCACACCUCACCAUCGAGAACGGGUACGCUCACCAGGACAACGCCCGGCACUGGUACGGGCGCAAUACAAACGGGCCGGGCUCUAGUUCGGGUCCCCCGGUGACGAGCCAGGCCAGUAGCGCGGGGCCCAGCGGCGGGGGCCCGGGGCCCGGCGACGGGGCCCCCGCCUGCUGUACUACUUGUACCACUGCUCCACAGGACACACAGAAUGUCAAGAUGAUCAAAGACGAAAUACUACGACGGAUUUUGGAAUCGGAAGUAGCGAGUCCAAACUUCCCGAACCAUAUAAUGGGGGGCGCGAGCGAGGCACCCGCGACCGACGCGCCGGAGCCCGAGCCGCCCGCGCCGCCGCCCCCCACUGAGGACAAGGCGGAGCCCGACACUAAGAAGAAACAGAAGACCUUUGAGUGCCAGCAGUGCCAACGAGUGUUCCAGCACAGGAACAGUUUGUUAUACCACGUCCUCUCCCACAGUGGGAAGCAACAUGUCUGCCGCGAGUGCGGGAAGGGAUUCUAUACUAUGGGAGCGCUCAAGAUCCACAAGCGAGUCCACAACGGCGACCGUCCGUACAAGUGUGAGAUAUGUGGCCGCGACUUCCGACAGUGGAGCGACCUCAAGUACCACAAGGUCUCCAUACAUUCCGACCAGAAAUCGUUCAAAUGUGAGUUCUGCGGGAAAGAGUUUGCUCGCAAGUACUCACUGAACGUGCACCGGCGCAUCCACACGGGCGAGCGCAACUACCCCUGUCAGUACUGCAACAAGACCUUCAGCGCGUCCUCCUACAGGCUCUCGCACAUGCGCACCCACACCGGGGACCGCCCCCACCAGUGCAGCACCUGCGGCAAGGCCUUCCGCGUCCGCGGGGACCUGCGCCGCCAUCUCGCCACCCACGACCGGCGCCCGCCAGACAAGCCCCGCCCUGCCAAACGAGACGAACACGUCGAAGAAGACAUGAAACUUGAAGUCUCCAAAAACAUUACAAACAUUAAAAAAAUCGCCCUCGCCUCCACCGCCAAAUCCUCCACCGUUCUCAAGACCGCCGAGAAGAAACCGAAACCUAGUAAAAAGAACCAGAGCGCCAAGAAGGGCGCGCCCAACGUGACCAUAGACCAGCUCGACGACAGUUACACCAACACCGUCGAGGUCUGCGACACCCGGCAGCCCGUCCACAACGACAAGUACAAGGGGCAGUCGGCGGGCUACAAGCACGACGCCGGCUACAAGCACGACGCCGGCUACAAGCACGACGCCGGCUACAAGCCCGGGCCCGGGCUCAAGCAGGAACACCAGCAGGAGGGCUCGCUCGCCGUCCUGCGGCCCAUGUACAGGUACAGCGCGGAGCCCGCGGCCGAGGCGGCGCCCUACCGCGCCAACACGGACGGCAAGAUGCAGGUGUACACGCACGUGGACAAGGCCGCGCUGGCCGAGCGCCCCGACCUGCCCGGCGAGGCGGCCGAGAACGAGUUCAUCGAGCGCCUCACUGCGCUCUACAACAUCCCUGCUGUAUGACUCCCUGUGAUACUGCUAGGCCGCGCUGGCCGAGCGCCCCGACCUGCCCGGCGAGGCGGCCGAGAACGAGUUCAUCGAGCGCCUCACUGCGCUCUACAACAUCCCUGCUGUAUGACUCCCUGUGAUACUGCUAGGCCGCGCUGGCCGAGCGCCCCGACCUGCCCGGCGAGGCGGCCGAGAACGAGUUCAUCGAGCGCCUCACUGCGCUCUACAACAUCCCUGCUGUAUGACUCCCUGUGAUACUGCUAGGCCGCGCUGGCCGAGCGCCCCGACCUGCCCGGCGAGGCGGCCGAGAACGAGUUCAUCGAGCGCCUCACUGCGCUCUACAACAUCCCUGCUGUAUGACUCCCUGUGAUACUGCUAGGCCGCGCUGGCCGAGCGCCCCGACCUGCCCGGCGAGGCGGCCGAGAACGAGUUCAUCGAGCGCCUCACUGCGCUCUACAACAUCCCUGCUGUAUGACUCCCUGUGAUACUGCUAGGCCGCGCUGGCCGAGCGCCCCGACCUGCCCGGCGAGGCGGCCGAGAACGAGUUCAUCGAGCGCCUCACUGCGCUCUACAACAUCCCUGCUGUAUGACUCCCUGUGAUAC
Spodoptera litura is the source of this 3825-nucleotide messenger RNA. The record is from RefSeq and is a predicted model, not a curated record. NCBI's taxonomy places the organism in Eukaryota, Metazoa, Arthropoda, Insecta, Lepidoptera, Noctuidae.